UGAUUGACAGCCAAUCUGACCAAUCACAGGAUUUGAAAUGUUCAGACUACCGCAUUGGGCGGGGCUUUGUGUCACAAGAAUGGGAAGCGAUCGGCGGGCAAACGUUUCAUUACACGUUUUGUGAUUUUAUAUCCCUUUGCCUUUUCUCGCAAUUUUAAUUUCCACGCCACGGGUGGCGACAAGGGGCUGCCCAAACAAGAGAUACGACUGCAAUAAGGAAGAGUGAUGGCUGCACGAGGGAUUGUCCAACGAGAGUAAAUGAGAGGUGUGCUCCUACACUGGCUCUCUGGAUGACAAGGGUCGCGGGCAUUCAUCAGACACGGCCCUGAAGUUUCAGUUCUCACCACUUCAUCACCGCGUAGUCAGUCACACCUCUCUCUCGCCCUCAUGGCCGAACCCCAGGACGAGGCGGAGGGCGUGUACGUGGAGCACCAGUACAUGUGCAGCGAGUGCCACGAGCUGUUCAACACCCUCGAGGAUGUGCUGAUCCACCAGCAGAUCCACACGGGCCAAGAGGGGGAAGGGGAUGCGGGCGAGGCCUCGGCCGUCCACGGCGACCCAGAGAUGGGGCAGAGCCAGCAGUACCAGUGUCUGGAGUGUGGCAGCCUCCUCAUGAACCCGGAGGAGCUGCUGCUGCACCAGGAGAUGCACAUGAGAGAGGCCGGGAUGGAGGUGGAGCAACAAGAGCUGUGUGAGGUUCUGGAGACGGAGGAGGCCAGAUCAGAUGCACACAUGUCGGGACCGGUUCAGUACCAGUGUCUCGACUGCCUGGCUCUGUUCACCUCACCUGAGACGUGGCUGGAGCACCGGAGGACCCACAGCAGGAGCAGCACCCACAGUAACACAGAAACCACAGAGUAUGUGCUGCAGCCGGACGGCACCAUCACGCCGCUGAACAGUGUGCAGAACUACGUACUGAGUGAACAGCAGGCGGGGGAGAUCUUGGCACAGGUACUCGCCCAGCAGCAGCAGCAGCAGCAGCAGCAGCAACAACAACAACAACAGAAGAAACAUCAGUUUGUCUCUAAACCUGCGGCACCCUCCCGCUCCUCCCUGCUGCCUCCUGUCAUUCCCACCCCGGGCUCGGCCACCAUGCACCUGCAGAUCCUCACGGCCCAAGCUCUGGCCGACGGCUCCACCGCUCCCAGCCAGCGUCGCUCCAAGCUGCCUCCUCUGUUGCCCGCUAUGGGGAGAAGCUCUUCAGCGAAGCUGGGGGUCGUGGAAAAUGGCGUCCAGAGGCUGGAGUUGAGGCUGGGCCCCGGCGUCCAGGAGGACAGCCAGCACCAGCAGCCGACGGAGGUGGUGGUCAUCCACCCGUACGAAUGCUCCGAAUGCUCCCUUCUCUUCCAGACCCCGGAGGACUUCCUCCAGCACCAGGGGGAGCACUUCCUGGGCCAGGACAAGGAGAGCGGCGAGCUGGGGGUGAUGAGCGGCUUCGAGGAGAUGCGGGGGAGGGAGGAGACUGCGGAGAAGGUGGAGGACCUGAGGAUUAUAGUGACGGAGAAGAAAGCGGCGGUCUGGGGCAAGAACCAACAGUGUGAGCUCUGCCACCGCUCCUUCACCUCCGUCAACCGGCUGGCUGCUCACAGGCGCGUUCACGAGCAGGGCACGCACGAGUGUCCCGAGUGCGGCAAGGUGUUCAAGAAAGCGACCUCGCUGCAGACGCACAUGCGGACACACUCCGGCGUGGCCCGGUAUCUGUGCGUGGACUGUGGCAACGGCUUCACCACGGAGAUGACGCUCAUCAUGCACAGGAAGUCCCACACUGAAGAUCCCCUGCACAAGUGUCAGUUCUGCAAUAAAACCUUCACCAACAUGACCAAGUACCUCUACCACCGCCGGACCCAUCUCAACCGUAGUACAUCCAACGCGCCUAUGUCUGUCUCCAUGGUCUCCCCUCCAAGGAGAGCAUCCGUCUCUGCCCUCGCCAUCCUUCAGAGAGCGAGAGACAAGAAGCAUUCCCUCGUGGACGAGGCGAACAUGAACCUGAUGGCCCCUCUCACCGAGGAAGAGAUGGAGGCAUUGGGGGAUUCGCAAGAGAGUACCCGGAAAAAAGCGGAUGGAGGUGAAGAGGAGCAGGAGAGAGAGGAGAGCAGCAUGGAGGUGACGGAGCCACCUGAAGUCAGCGCCGAUGACGCGCAGAAGGUCGGAGAUGCCGCCGCCUCGGCUCCAGACUCCGCCCUCGCCGGUGCCGCGUCCGACCCCGCCGACUCAGCACCAGCCGCUCCAGCUGGGUCGUCAGACAAAGGGCCUUUUUCCUGCCGUUCAUGCCCCAAAACGUUCCCCUCCCAGCUGCUGCUCGUGCACCACCGGCGCAAGUCCCACGUGACCGAGCGCAAGUUCAUUUGCGGCAUCUGCGGAAAGGCCUUUAAGAAGCAGAUCCACGUGCGAAACCACAUACGCAUACACACCGGCGAGAGGCCCUUCCAGUGUUCCGACUGCGGCAAAACCUUCUCGUGUCUAGCCAACCUGAUGAGGCACAACCUCAUCCACUCUGGCGUGCGGCCGUUCCGCUGCGACGUCUGCCACCGCUCCUUCUCCCAGUCCUCCAACCUCCGCCAGCACACCCUGCUGCACUCCAGCGCCGCCAUGCUGAGCUGCCCCGACUGCCCCGCCAUUUUCCGCUGGCCCACCAAGCUGGCGGCGCAUCGCUACACCCAGCACUCGGGAGCCCCGGCGCCCUUCCCUUGCUCUCACUGCGACGCGGGCUUCGUGACCAGGAGGCAACGAGACGGCCACUGCCUGGAGCAGCACCCGGCGCAGGUGCAGGCCGUCGCGGGGGCGGACGCGAGCAAGGAGGCCAACAGCCGAGCGGAGCCGGGCAAAGAUCCGACCUCGGCGGCCUCCACGUCGGCGUCGGAAACGGGGGGGGACUCGGCCGGUUCGACGAGGGGCGGCCUGGAUUGCAACAUUUGCGGGAGGAAACUCAACUCUCCCGCCAACCUGCGCCUUCACAGACUGAGCCACUUCGCCAUGGGUCCCGGGCGGCCCCGGUGCACCCCAGGGAAGCGGCCCAAGGCGCACCAGUGCCCCAUCUGCGGGAAGCUGUUCGUGUCCUCCUCCGGCGUCGCGCUUCACCAGCGGGUGCACACGGGCGAGCGCCCGUUCCCCUGCCAGGUGUGCGGGAAGCGCUUCCGGCAGAACACGCACCUGCGGGAGCACCUCCGCACGCACUCGGGCGAGCGGCCGUUCCGCUGCGAGGUGUGCGGGAAGGGCUUCAUUCAGAGCAUGCACCUGGCGGAGCACCGGCGGACGCACACGGGCGAGCGGCCGCACGCGUGCCCCCAGUGCGGCAAGGCCUUCAAGACCUUCUCCAACCUGAGGAACCACAAGAAGACCCACGCCAGGCAGCAGAGGCUGGACCAGGAGGCCGCCGCCCUGGAGACCGGCCCUGCUGUGGCAGUGGUGGACGCGUCUGGGGUGGAACUAGCCAAUGGGCAGCCUCAGCUCAUCCAGAUACAAACUUCAGAUCUGCAGCAGGCGCAGGGCACCCCGACCAUCAUGUGUAAUGAGUUUGGGGAGACCAUCGCCAUCAUUGAGACCAGUGAGGGAGGAGCGCUGCCUCUGGAGCAGGCCCUGGAGAUCUACCACACGGCUUUGGAGAACGGCCUCGCUAUGGACACGGUCGCCGUAGACGGACUUCAACUCCUCUGAGGAAGAGUCGACCAGAAAUAGUUUCAAUCUCGGCUGAAAUGAAGACUAACGUUCAGUUGGCUGAGUGACGAUCUCAGAUUAUUGUGUAGUGGACAAAUAAAUGUCGGCGAACAGACCAAAGUAUGUCAACAUCCCACAUUUAUAAAGCUGUAGGAGAAGUUGGUAUUAAAAUCUACUGAUGUGACACAAACUAAACUAGUGACGUGGUUUUCAUUAUAAGUAAGGACCAUCAGUCGUGCCUCAGAUGCUGAUUUGUAUAAAAUUUUGAAAUGGCUGUGAUUUUUCUUGUUUAAAAUGAUGUUCAGGUUGUUGUAAAUAGGUAAAAUCAAUAAAUGUUUUUUUCAAGA
Messenger RNA from Mugil cephalus (flathead mullet), 4001 nucleotides. RefSeq names its product zinc finger protein 526 (gene znf526). Gene Ontology annotation, biological process: regulation of transcription by RNA polymerase II. Lineage: Eukaryota; Metazoa; Chordata; Actinopteri; Mugiliformes; Mugilidae. Bases 388 to 3654 code for a protein of 1088 amino acids. Gene Ontology annotation, molecular function: DNA-binding transcription factor activity; RNA polymerase II cis-regulatory region sequence-specific DNA binding. The transcript has 8 exons. The record is from RefSeq and is a predicted model, not a curated record.